CUCAACACAGACCUGUCUCAACCAGACACGGCAGGCAGGCAAAAUUAUUUUAAAUACACGAUUGGUCAACUCUUGGAUAGGAGUAGAUGAGCUCUUGUAGAGCUGCUGCAAGUGUCUUUCUAUCCAUUCUUGCCGAGCCGACUCCCCCUGCCUCCUCCUCCGCUUGCAGAAUUGUAUAAAGAACAAAAUCGGGCUGGGGAGGGGGAUUGAUACGCUGAAGCUGAAAUCGAGAGGCGAACCCAGGAAAGAGGACUAUUUUGUACACGGGACUUUCCCCCCCUUCGUCCCUAAAAAGGAGGGGGAAAAGUCACAUUUUUAAAAGCGAUAUUUUUUAAAACCGAGGAUUACAAAUAGUCACCGGCGCCUAUCUCUGAGGAUAUAUAUUUUAUUUCGUUAAAAAUGGCCGAGAACGUUCUGGACUCUGGCCCGCCUUUAGCCAAGAGGCCUAAGCUAUCCUCCCCGGCGCUCUCAGCUUCAGCCAGCGAUGGAAACGACUUCGGCUCACUUUUUGACCUGGAGCAUGACCUCCCUGAUGAGCUGAUUAAUUCCUCAGAGUUGAGUUUGGCAAAUGGAGGGGACCUCAGUCAGCUGCACACCAGCUUGGGUUCUGGGGUCGGGGCCAUCGGAGGAGUCUCGUCCAGUGGCCAGGAUGCAGCAGCUAAGCACAAGCAGCUCUCAGACCUGCUCCGGCAUGGAUCCACACCGGGAGCGCAGCAGCAGGGGCAAAUGGGCAGCCCUUCGGCAGCCACAAUGGGUCUUUUUGGAAAUAUGAAGGCUUCUCCAGGUGCCCAGGGCAUGGGCACACACGGUCAGCAACAUCUUUCCCCUCAACAAGCCAGCCUAAUGCAGCAGCAACAGCAGCAGCAGAUGGCUGGGAUGAUGGGUAACAUGAACAGGAAUAUGCUCGGACCUCAGAAAGGCAAUGGACAGCAGCAGGCAGGAGGGCCCUCUCCCCAGCAGCAAAACAUGCUGGCGGGGCAGAUGUUGAACGGGUCGCCCAGAAUGGGACAUCACAACCCAGGCAUGGGCAGCAACAGUAAUCUAUUAGCGGAGGCUCUUCAACAGCAGCAGACCACAAGCGGCCAGGGUGGACUGAGGGCUCAGCAGCCUGGAGCAAUGAACAAGAUGGGUAUGAAUGUAAGUCCAGGCCCCUAUGGAGGCCCAUAUGGUCAGUCUGCCAGUCAGGGUCUUGGUGUUGCAGGGCUGGCCCCUCAGCUCCAGAACAAACCAGGUCUGCCUAACAGUCCGGCCCAGUUUAACCUUGAUAAGAAACCUCAGCCUAUGCAAGGCAUACCUGGCAUGCAGACAUCUCAGCCUUCGCCGACUGGUCCUCCCGGGGGUGCAGGAGUGGCCGGCAUGAUGCCCAACCCCCAAGGAACUCUCGGGCCCGGUUCGGCAGCCUCGUCGGUGACCGCAGCAGCAGUGGGCGGUGUGCCUCCAGCGGCCGACCCCGAAAAGCGCAAACUCAUACAGCAGCAGCUGGUGCUUCUGCUUCAUGCCCACAAGUGCCAGCGCCGGGAGCAAGCCAACGGGGAAGUACGACAGUGCAACCUGCCCCAUUGUCGCACCAUGAAGAACGUCCUUAACCACAUGACGCACUGCCAGGCUGGCAAGUCUUGCCAAGUGGCGCACUGUGCCUCAUCCAGACAGAUAAUCUCUCACUGGAAGAACUGCACGCGGCACGACUGCCCCGUAUGUCUGCCUUUGAAAAAUGCAGGAGACAAGAGAAACCAGCAGACUCUCUUGGCAUCUGCAGGUGUGGGAUUAAGUACUGCUUUGGGUAACGUGACCGGUGGCCCACCCAGUGCCCCCAGUCUCAACACUCCUGGGCAGAUUGACCCCAGCUCCAUUGAGAGAGCUUAUGCAGCUUUGGGCCUAACAUACCAAGGAAACCAGGCAUCGCCCUCGCCAGGUCAACAGACAUCACGGACACUGAACACCAUGGGACCGAAUCCCAUAGGAGUAAAUGGGGCAGUGGGUGGUCAGUCUCAGAGUCAGCAUUCGAGCCUCCUGCAGGAUGCAAUGCUACAUUUGAGCUCCCAGAGUAUGAUGAAUGACAGCACUUUGGGGUCUAUGCCUGUGGCUAACCCAGCUGCCGGUGCUGGCAUGAGGAAGAACUGGCACGAGGACAUCACCCAAGAUCUUCGCAACCACCUUGUGCACAAACUUGUCCAGGCCAUUUUUCCCACUCCAGACCCAGCUGCACUAAAGGACAGACGUAUGGAUAAUCUAGUGGCCUAUGCACGUAAAGUGGAGGGAGAUAUGUAUGAGUCUGCUAACAGCAGGGCGGAGUAUUACCACCUGCUGGCGGAGAAGAUCUAUAAAAUCCAGAAGGAACUAGAAGAAAAGCGAAGGACGCGGUUACAAAAGCAGGGCGUGAUGCCCACUCAGUCUGGAAUGCCUCCCACUGGCCUGCAGCAAGGCCCUGCUGGAAUGGGUCAGCCAGGGAUGCCCACAGGACUGCCACCUAAUGGUUCUCUCUCAGAUCCUUCUGUUGUGCGGCCCCCAGGACCAAACCAGAUGAUGAACAGGAUGCCGAAUGCCACUGGGAUGAAUCCAUUCAACCAUAUGGGAAUGCAGUCCAUGAGUCAGAGAUCUACACCACCCCUUCCUCUCAGCACACCUCUUAACCAGGUGAGCACUGGGAGGAUGCCACAGCCAAAUGCUGCACAAAUGCAAAGUCAGUACAUGCCAUCUGGACAGUUUCCAGGUUCCAGUCCUCACGGUCCUGGAUCUGUUGAGAUGGCACAUCCAGGAAAUGAUGGUGGCAUCACUCAACAGGGGCAAAUGGGUUCCUUGUCAUCUCUGCCAGUUGGCAGUCCUUUAGCCCAGCCUGGGUCUGCCGGAGGGGCCGGCAGCGGGCCCUCGGUGGGCUCUAUGGGUCCUAACAACAUAGGUGGGCUCCAUCCUCCAUCCACACCGUCGCAGUCCAUGAACCUUCCGCACUGCCAACCUUAUUAUCAGAAUUCUCCCUCCCCGGGACCUAGCCGCACACCUACACCGCGCCUCAUGUCUCCUUCAGGCCGGCUGGGCUCCCAGACACCCCAGCCUCAUACCCCUAGCCUACCCCAGCCAGCCACGACUGGCAGUCAACAGCAGUUACCCUCGUCCCCCAGUUCUGACAAUGUCAUGCAGCAGGCAUUAGGAGGAGCUUCACCGACUGUAUCUCAUUGUGGUCACCCUGCUUCAAAUGCUAGCCAGCAUCCACGCACUCCAAUGUCUCAAAAGGGUUCCUUAGCAUUGGAUGGCAAGGCUGCGACCCCUGCCUCUGUAAGCAGUACAGAUGCCUCGUUUCAACAGGGCCCCUCUGACCCCACAACCAGCCUGGAGCCCAAACUAAAAGAGGAGGAGGACGAUGAAGAAGCCAUGCUGGGAGGAAGAACAGGAAAGCAGGAAGACAUUAAAACCGAGGAAAAGCCUGUGAUAAAGAAAGAAGAGCCAUUGAGUGAAGAUUGUAAAGGUAUGCCAAUGGAGUCGUCAUCUGCUCCAACUGGUGAGGAUAAAAAGCCUGAGGUGAAGAUUGAGCCUAAGGUUGAAGAGGACGGUUCAGGGCCUACACUUACCCACAGCUCACCUUCUGGAGUCACCAAAAAGAAAAAUGAUGCGCUUUUGAGAGAAAAUAAGCAGCCCCAUCACUCUAUUUCACCUAAAUGUGUUUUCAAACCAGAGGAGCUGAGGCAGGCCCUGAUGCCCACACUUGAGUCUCUUUACCGCCAGGACCCCGAGUCUCUACCCUUCCGCCAACCUGUGGAUCCUUCAUUGCUGGGAAUUCCAGACUAUUUUGACAUAGUCAAGAAUCCCAUGGACUUGUCUACCAUCAAACGGAAGCUCGACACUGGCCAGUAUCAGGAGCCGUGGCAGUAUGUGGAUGACAUCUGGCUCAUGUUCAACAACGCUUGGCUCUACAACCGCAAGACGUCGCGGGUCUAUAAGUACUGCUCCAAGCUGGCUGAGGUUUUUGAGCAGGAGAUCGACCCAGUCAUGCAAAGCCUCGGCUACUGUUGUGGGAAAAAGCUUGAGUUUUCUCCUCAAACUCUGUGCUGCUAUGGGAAGCAGCUGUGCACUAUACCACGAGACGCUGCUUACUUUAGUUAUCAGAACAGUUCACCAAAAUAUGGACUUCUCGCUGACAGGUACCACUUCUGCGAGAAGUGUUUCAAUGAGAUCCAGGGUGAGAGCGUGUCCUUGGGAGAUGACCCCUCUCAACCUCAGACAUCAAUCAACAAGGAUCAGUUUGAGAAGAAGAAAAAUGACAUGCUUGACCCCGAGCUAUUUGUGGAAUGUAUUGAUUGCGGUCGUAAGAUGCAUCAAAUCUGUGUUUUGCACAAUGACACUAUCUGGCCAUCAGGCUUUGUGUGUGACUGCUGUCUGAAGAAGUCUAACAAAACCAGAAAAGAGAACAAAUAUGCUGCUAAAAGGCUUCCGCAGACCAAACUAGGCAACUACCUGGAAGGACGAGUUAAUGAUUUUCUGAAGCGCCACAAUCACCCAGAGGCUGGUGAUGUCACUAUUCGUGUUGUUCAUGUCUCAGACAAAGUGGUGGAAGUCAAACCAGGCAUGAAGUCCAGGUUUGUGGAUAGUGGAGAGAUGGCAGAGUCUUUCCCAUACAGAACUAAAGUUUUAUUUGCGUUUGAGGAGGUUGACGGUGUUGAUGUCUGUUUUUUUGGGAUGCACGUACAAGAGUAUGGCUCAGACUGUCCACCCCCUAAUCAGAGACGGGUUUACAUAUCCUACCUGGACAGUGUCCACUUCUUUCAGCCACGCUGUCUGAGAACAGGAGUGUACCAUGAGAUUCUUAUAGGGUACCUGGAGUAUGCCAAAAAACAGGGGUUUACCACGGGACACAUCUGGGCCUGCCCUCCUAGUGAAGGAGAUGAUUACAUUUUCCACUGUCAUCCUGCAGACCAAAAAAUACCCAAACCUAAGCGUCUGCAGGAGUGGUACAAGAAGAUGCUGGAUAAAGCUGUAACAGAUCGUAUUGUGCAUGACUAUAAGGACAUCUUCAAACAGGCAACAGAGGAUCGUCUCACCAGCGCCAAAGAACUGCCUUAUUUUGAGGGUGAUUUCUGGCCUAAUGUGCUUGAGGAGAGUAUCAAAGAAUUGGAGCAGGAAGAGGAAGAAAGGAAGAGAGAGGAAAACAGCACGUCCAAUGAGAGUGUUGAUACAACGAAAGGUGAUAGCAAAAACGCCAAGAAAAAGAACAACAAGAAGACAAGCAAGAACAAGAGCAGUUUAAGCCGAGCCAACAAAAAGAAGCCAGGGAUGCCAAAUGUGUCCAAUGACCUUUCACAGAAACUGUAUGCCACUAUGGAAAAGCACAAAGAGGUGUUCUUUGUGAUUCGGCUUAUCGCUGGGCCCAGUUGCAAUGCUCUUCCACCCAUUGUUGAUCCGGAUCCUUUGAUGGCUUGUGAUUUGAUGGAUGGUCGUGAUGCCUUCUUAACACUCGCACGGGACAAACACUUGGAGUUUUCUUCAAUGCGACGUUCCAAAUGGAGCACUAUGUGCAUGCUGGUGGAACUGCACAACCAAAGCCAGGAUCGCUUUGUCUAUACCUGCAAUGAGUGCAAGCACCAUGUCGAGACUCGCUUUCAUUGCACUGUGUGUGAGGACUAUGAUCUCUGCAUCAAUUGCUACCAUGCAAAAGGUCAUGAGCACAAGAUGGAGAAACUGGGUCUGGGGUUGGAUGAUGAAAGCAACAGCCAGGCUGCUUCCUCAACACAAAAUCCUGGAGACUCACGUCGUCUUAGUAUCCAGCGGUGCAUCCAGUCCCUGGUGCAUGCUUGCCAAUGCCGCAAUGCAAACUGCUCACUUCCAUCAUGCCAGAAAAUGAAACGUGUGGUUCAGCAUACCAAGGGCUGCAAGCGCAAAACCAAUGGUGGUUGUCCUAUCUGCAAGCAGCUCAUUGCACUCUGUUGUUACCAUGCAAAGCACUGCCAAGAGAACAAGUGCCCCGUGCCAUUCUGCCUGAACAUCAAGCAGAAACUGCGGCAACAGCAGCUACAGCACAGGUUACAGCAGGCCCAGAUGGUGCGUAGAAGAAUGGCCAGCAUGCAGAGGACAGGUCAGCAACUUCCAGGAGGUAAUGGUGGGUUGCCGUCUCCUGGGAACAAUAGUACUACUGCUCCUAGCACUCCAACACCGAGCACUCAGCCUCCUACCCCACAGACGCCGACUCCGCAGUGCCAGCCUCCUCUGCCCCAGCCUGGGGUUGGAGGUGUUUCCUCACAGCAGCAACAGCAACUGGCAGGAAUGCCCCAUCAGUACCAACAAAUGUCUGGAGGUGGUGGGAUGAUGAGCUCCCCACAGCAGCCAUUAGUACCACAGCAGCAACAGCCAACAUCAGUUCAGCAGCUUCAGCAUGCCAGCAACCUUCCUCCAUAUGCGCAGAGACCACCAGGCUCCUCUCCUCUUUCUCAGUCAAUGGGAAAGCCGGGUACGGGGCCAAGUGGUUUCCCUCAACAACAACAGUCAAACCCAGGACAGCCUGUGAUGUCACAACAUCAGCCGUCUGGUCCCCCACCUGCUGCAGUUGAAAUUGCCAUGAGGAUUCAGCAAAUGGCUGAGAGCCAAAGGCAAAUGGCUCAGCAAAAGAUUCUGCAAAGAAACCAGGGACAGGGAAUGAUGCCUCAACAAAGCAUGCAUCAGGGUCCUCAAACUCAAGGUCAGAUGGGCAUGAACCUUCCAGGAGCUGGAAUGGUUGGGCCUCAGGGAAUGCCAGCGCAAGCAGCAGUGGCUCGCAGUCACAUUGAACAGCAGCAGCAGGGAAUGAUUACAGCGGGCAUGCCGCAGCAGACAGGACCUCAAAAUCAGGUCCCUCAAGUGCAGCUGCAGCAGGCCCAGCAUGGAGGACUUCAGGCGCAGCAGCAGCAGUGGUCAGGUCCUGGCAUGCCUGCGCAGCAGAGACCUCCUGGUAUGAUGAACCAAAUGGGUCUGCAAGGCAUGAUUGCACCCCAGCAACAGCAGCAAGCGGUUGGUCAGCAGCAGCAAGGCCAUUCUGGUGUAAUGGGUAUGAUGGGCCAAGGUCAAGGAGGGGCCACACCUGCUGCAACUGGAAACCAGUCUCAGGCUACCUUACAGGACCUCCUAAAUACCUUAAGGUCACCUAGUUCACCCCAUCAACAACAACAAGUCCUGAAUAUAUUACGUUCAAAUCCUCAGCUAAUGGCAACCUUCAUAAGGCAACGGGCUCCCAGGUACCUUAGUCGAGGUGGGCCUGGUGCAGGUCCUGGUGCGGCAACAGGAGGACCGGGUGGAGGUCCAGGGGUCAUGGACGGCCAACAAAUGAAUGUAAAUCCUGGGACAGCUCAAGCGGGUAUGCAUAUGGCCCAGGGAACUGGCAUGCCAAUGAAUCAGUUGCAGCAGCAGCAACUUCAGCAGCAGCAGCAACUUCAACAGCAGCAGCAACUUCAGCAGCAGCAGCAACUUCAGCAGCAGCAGCAACUUCAACAACAACAGCAGCAGCAACUUCAACAGCAGCAGCAACUUCAACAGCAGCAGCAACUUCAACAACAACAACAACAACAACAACAACAGCAGCAGCGGCCAAUGAUGGGUGGCAAUUUGCAGCAACAACAGCAGAUUGCAGCUUUACAGCAUCAACAAGGUGUUAUGUCCAAUCAGGGCAGCAACAUGUCUAACAUGCCCCCCCAGAUCAGAGAGAUGAUGCGGAGGCAUUUGCAACAGCAGCAUCAACAGCAGCAGCAGCAGCAACAGCAACAACAACAACAGCAGCAGCAGCAUCAACAACAACAACAACAGCAGCAGCAGCAGCAGCAACAACAACAACAUAUGGGAACUCAAGCUCAGUUUCAGCAUCCUCAGCCACCCCAGCAACUAGGUUAUCUUGGCCAGUCUGGAAUGCCUCUACAACAGCCUGGUGGUCUUCAGCAGCAACAAGGAGGCACCCAACCUGGAACGCAGCAGAACUAUUCUGGGUCUAUGUCCCAUCAGCAGGUCGCAGCAGCUCUUCAACAGAGAUUGCAGCAGCAUCAGAAACAAAAUCAGCAGAAUGCUAUGGCAGGAAUGCAGGGUGCUGAUGGAGGUCCUGGAGGUGGUGGUCCUCUCCAGCAGCAGCACAUGCAGGCAGCUCAAGUUAGUUCGCAACCCUCAGCCAUGCUUCAGCAAGCUUUGCAGCAAAGGCUUCUCCAACAACAACAGUCACACCGAGGAGGAGGAUCUCCUGCUCAGCACAACAAUCCCAUGAGCCCUCAGCAGCCACAGCAACAGAUGUCCCAGUCGCCCCAUUUGCAAGGCCAGCAAUUGCCCAAUUCCUUAAGCAGCCAAGUCCGCUCACCCCAGCCAUCACCUCGGCCCCAGUCCCAGCCACCAAAUUCAAGUCCGUCUCCUCGAAUGCAGCCCCAACCAUCACCCCAUCACAUCUCUCCCCAGACCCAGACGGGGUCGCCUCACCCGGGUCAUCUUCCUCAGCACCACACUGGCAUGGUUGCACCACCACAACAGCAGCAGCCAUCACAGCAGCAGCAACAGGUUAAUACUAUAGACCAAGGAACUUUUGGAGCAGACCAGAGUGCCAUGCUUUCACAGCUUGGUGGAAUGGGAACUUUGCACGGUCAGGGGACAAAUGACAUGCUGGCUAAUAACCAAGAAAUGGGGACAAACAUAAGUCAUUAAAUUGAAUAUAGUGUUGCAGUGCGCAAAACUGUCCUGAUUGGUAGCAGAUCUAGGAUUUACAAUGGCUGUCAUCAAUAGUAUUAUUAUUAUUUAAUAUUUUUCUUAUGUAAUUGAAAAGAACUGAACUUCCUAUGGGAGAUACUACAUGUGCAAGUCAACAUAUUAAGUUAAAUGAAUGGUAAGUUAUUGCUGUUAAUAUAUAAAUAUAUAUAUUUUUUGCCAAUUGUGUUCAAAGGGUUUUGGGUUAAACGAUGGGAAAUAUUUCCUCUUGGUAUAUGACUAGAAAUAUUUUUGGGGUUAAGAUGUCUGCCUUUUUAUAGAUAUUUUUUAAGAUUUUAAAAGUGGCAUGGAAUUAAAAAGCAAAAUGAGUAAACAAAAUGGACUUUUGUUUCUUUUUCCUCUAAACCGUCAAGAAUGUCUGAUCCUUGUUGAAGAUUAUUCAAUUUAUUCCUAAACUAAAUGUAAUAAUGAUUAUAAUAACGCAGGCAUUGUUAUUUAUUACUCGGCUCCUUUGGUUGGCAAAUAGUUUUUUUUUUUUUUUGGACAGUUUAUGGCAUAUGCUAUUCGAAACUGCUUACAAUUCACAAAGAGUAUAUUUUUGUUAAUGAUAGAACCCGACUAUAAAUGGAUGAAUUUUAUAUUCUUAUUCUACUUUUUGUAUUUUUUUCUUUUUCUUGAAGGGGUGAUGGGGGUCACGUGAAGUUUUGACAGUGUAUGGGUAACAAGUGUUUUUGGGAUGGUUUGUUGCAUGGGAAACAUCUGUCCUCCUAUGCAUGUCACGGUUUUUCAACCUUAUGAAUGUGUUUUCACUAUGUCCUAUUCAACAACAAAACCAUGAAAGUACUAAUGACACUACAGGUGUUUCUGAGUGCUGGGAAAACUGCUCGAAUCAAGAUGUACAUGUAAAAUUUCAUCUGUCAUAUUUCCUCACUGUCUUUCCAGACCCUUCCCAUGAAUCUGUAGUGUUUUCCUUACUGUAUAAAGAUGACUUUUAAAUGAAAAAUAAAUUGUAUAAACAUGUUAAUGGAGACAGAUGUUUCCUCUUGAAGAACUGUGGGCAGCUUAGAAUAGGCUCAGAUUUUGAUAUGUAAAUAUAGUGUAAGUCAGAAAGCACCAAUGCGCCUUUGUGUGUGUACCAACAUUGGCUGUUAUCGUUUCAAUCCUGCAUAUAAGUCAAGUAGGAAGGAGACAAGUUGUGAAAUUUGGAAAGUGGAUAAUCUACCCAUUAAAUUGUUUUCUAGAAGGUUCAGGGGGUACUAGAUAACCACAUAUCAAUGGUUAUGUGGCAAUAUUGUUGUUUUAUAAAACAAGCAGAACAAUACUUGUUUUUUUAUAUAUAGAUAUAUUUAAUUUUAUUUUUUGAGAUUAAAAAAACUUGAAGCUAUAAGAGUUGAUAUUAAAUUACACUUUUUCAAAGAUGUAUUGAUGCAAAAUGACACUGCUGUCAUAACCAUAUACAUCCCACUUUGGGAAUGCUGAGAAAUAUCAUGGCAUUUUGAGGAAAUGUCUUAUGCGUGCAUAUACAAGUAUAUACAUUAUGAUUCACUGUACAAAACAUAGCAACUGAAAAAAUUUGCUUUGAUCUGUAAUUUUUUGUUUUGUCUUCUUAAACAGACUGGAAAACCAACCAUCCAAUGUUAGUUUUGACCACUUGUCUCUUGCAAACACGAGAGCAAAAAAACUUGCUAUGAUUUCAUAAUUUUUACUGUUUGGUUGGCUGGUUGUUUUUUGUUUUGUUUUAAGUUAUUAUGGUGGUCAGAUUUUUGCCAAUUAUUUAAUUGUACAAUAAAAUGUUUGUACCAUUUAAAAAUAA
This is a messenger RNA of Misgurnus anguillicaudatus (oriental weatherfish), 10444 nucleotides long. The record is from RefSeq and is a predicted model, not a curated record. NCBI's taxonomy places the organism in Eukaryota, Metazoa, Chordata, Actinopteri, Cypriniformes, Cobitidae.